GUCAUCGCUGCUCUGCUAUCGCUGACGCUCCCAUUAUAAAAGACAAGUGGCUUCAGGGCAGAUGUGCCCUCUUCUUCCAAACCUCCGUUAGCCAAUCCGUCAUGGAUUCUGAAGUGGCGCUCCAGGACCUCUGCUCGCGAGUUAUUCAACAGUUGCGCCAAAUCAGGGCGGAUCUCGUACACCUGACGGAGAAAUAUUUGGAGACCCAUGGGUUUCACGACUUACCGCACUUUGACAUACAUGGAGGGAGCGCAUCCAUGGGCUCGGACAGCUGGAUGAAAAUGGCUAUGGAGGAACGAUUGCUGGCCAACAUCACUGCCUACAUAAAACUGGAGAGACGGCUAACGCAAGUGAUAGAAGAGCAAGCAGAAAGUCUUCUACAGGGAGAGGGAGACCUACACGGGGGUCUCCAAAACCUAAUGGAACAAGUGUCGUCUCUAAGGGCACAGUUGGAGUACCUUGGGACCACCAUUGGUGUGAAGAUGGAGUCAGAUGAGGGCACUGAUGAAUUUGAUGGAGAAUCAGGAAGUAUGUUCGAGAGGAAGGUCAGGGGCUAUCAUGUCCUGAGAGAGCUGUCCAUGUGGGCAGUGAGAAGUGUCAGGGACGUACGGAAGUUGCAGAGGGAGCAGAAGUUGGCCAACAAGACUGAAACACCCUCUGAAGGAAGUGGUCAAUGAAGGGCUUGGGAAACUUUAGAAAGGGGAAUGAAGAGGGCCUAGGAGAACAACAUUUAAAGAACACCUGUGCUUCAGCAAUAAACAUAAUGCUGACAUAGGAGGGUAGGAAGCAAAUUCUGUACUUGAUGUUACAGUAAUGGCUUUAUUGUAU
This is a messenger RNA of Nanorana parkeri, 828 nucleotides long. RefSeq names its product ciliary neurotrophic factor (gene CNTF). Gene Ontology annotation, biological process: negative regulation of neuron apoptotic process; ciliary neurotrophic factor-mediated signaling pathway. Bases 102 to 677 code for a protein of 191 amino acids. Lineage: Eukaryota; Metazoa; Chordata; Amphibia; Anura; Dicroglossidae. The record is from RefSeq and is a predicted model, not a curated record. The transcript has 3 exons. Gene Ontology annotation, molecular function: ciliary neurotrophic factor receptor binding.